Girardinichthys multiradiatus is the source of this 864-nucleotide messenger RNA. It is a transcript of the gene tmem126a, whose product is annotated as transmembrane protein 126A. The coding region runs from base 161 to 769 and encodes 202 amino acids. The record is from RefSeq and is a predicted model, not a curated record. The transcript has a single exon. Gene Ontology annotation, biological process: mitochondrial respiratory chain complex I assembly. Gene Ontology annotation, cellular component: mitochondrion. Lineage: Eukaryota; Metazoa; Chordata; Actinopteri; Cyprinodontiformes; Goodeidae.
GCAGGGUUAGAAAACCCAUGUUGCCAGAACGGGGAAUUAUGGGAACAAUAUGUCUGCGCCCAGUCUUUACCCUGAUAUCUAUAAAAUAACACUUUUAUAGUUGAGUUACUAAAACGAUUCCUGUUAUCAGAACGGCAUUGUUGUGGUUUUAACUGAGAGGAUGUCUGAAAACACCGAGCAGAAGAACGGACCUGGGUUCUCCAGGGCAGCGAUUGCUGAGAUGUUGAUGAAGAACUUUGAGAAGCUGCCUGACAUUGAUCAGAAGCUCUUCAUGUACGGACCCAUGUACCUAGGGGGAAACGCCGGGCUUGCGGGGCUGAUCGCCAACAGCCUGUACCGGAGGGCUCUGAACGUCCGAGCGGCGCGCUUCGUCUCCAACCUGCCGAUGGCCGUGCUGCCCUUCCUCACCACCGCCGCCCUGUACAACGCAGCGGUGUCCCAGCCGCUGCUGACCGGGGAGCUCAACUGCCCCACCUGCUCCCUGAUCAGAGGCGCGCUGGUUGGGGUGGUCGGUGGUGGGCUCUACCCGAUCCUGCUGGCUUUACCCCUGAAUUUCGGCCUUGCAUCCAGAUACAGCUCGGCUCCGCUGCCAGAGAAGGGCACCAUCCUGCGGUACAGUUUGGACAUCUCCAGACCCGUCUUUAAUAAGAUGAGGGCAGUUCUUCUGCUGCAGGCUUUAUUCGGCACCUACCUGGGCUCCAGACACUUCCAAAGUUACACCAAGCUGGCCCAGAUAACCUUUGGCAAGGAUGAAGUACUGCAGCUGUGAAAGAACUGGACUGAGAAUAACCACGUUCUUUAAUACUGAUGUAAAUCUGAUUUACCUCUGUUUGUUUCCCAGAAAUAAAACGAAAUAUGAACUAA